Linum trigynum is the source of this 420-nucleotide messenger RNA. Lineage: Eukaryota; Viridiplantae; Streptophyta; Magnoliopsida; Malpighiales; Linaceae. The record is from the annotation of a GenBank genome assembly.
AUGGCGACGUCCCCCGCUCUUGUCUCUCCCUCCCGGACCACUUGCGCCUCCCUCCGCCGCCAAUUGCAGGUCAUAUGGGAUGAAAUUGGAGAGGAGGAUGGGGAUAAGGACAUGAUGCUUCAGGAACUCGAGCAACAGUGCCUUGAUAUCUACCGUAGAAAGGUUGACUCCAGCAGAAAGCACAAAACUGAGUUGGCUCAGUCAUUGGCUGACGGAGAAACUGAAAUUGCAGACCUGGUUUCUGCUCUUGGGGAAACUGCCUCAUUUCCUCAGAGGGUAAAAGGCUCUUUGAAGCAGCAAUUAUCCGCCCUCAAACCUGCUUUGCAAGACUUGAGACAGAGGAAACAAGCACGAAUGAUCGAGUUUCAUGAGACUCAGUUACAGAUUGCUCAAAUCUGUGCUGAAAUUGAAGGAAAUUGA